Molecule: messenger RNA, 909 nt
Organism: Callorhinchus milii (elephant shark)
Lineage: Eukaryota; Metazoa; Chordata; Chondrichthyes; Chimaeriformes; Callorhinchidae
Gene: vax1
Product: ventral anterior homeobox 1
Exons: 3
Coding region: 1-909 (302 amino acids)
Biological process (GO): central nervous system development; brain development; neuron differentiation
Molecular function (GO): DNA-binding transcription factor activity, RNA polymerase II-specific; DNA binding
Source: RefSeq, a predicted model, not a curated record
AUGGAUGUCAGAUGCAACCGAGAGCCACUAAUGGAAGCCGAGUCGAGCACCGGGUUAAAGAACGGGCUCCGGGAAGGCAAAGAGUCGGUGCCCGGUGUCAGGGACUCUCACGGGAACCACCGGAAUCCGUUGAUGCAGGAACAGCAGCGAGAGACCUUCACCGUCUCCGCGGCUCCCGAGGACUGCAAUAAAACCAAAGCCAACGCCACAGACCCGGACUAUUGCAGAAGAAUUCUUGUACGAGAUGCCAAGGGAUCCAUACGAGAAAUCAUUCUACCCAAAGGGUUGGAUUUGGAUCGACCCAAACGCACUAGAACAUCUUUCACAGCUGAGCAGCUAUAUCGAUUGGAAAUGGAGUUCCAACGCUGUCAAUACGUGGUGGGACGUGAGAGGACAGAGUUAGCUCGACAGCUCAACUUGUCGGAAACUCAGGUGAAAGUCUGGUUUCAAAACCGACGCACGAAGCAAAAGAAAGACCAGGGGAAGGAUUCCGAUGUGCGAUCGACGGCCUCGGAGACGGCGGCGACCUGCAGUGUGUUGCGGCUGUUGGAGCAAGGAAGGCUGCUCUCUCCCCCGGGGCUGUCGGGACUCCUACCCUGCGCCCCCAACAACCUGGGCUCGGCCCUGCGCGGCCCCGUGGUGGGCAUCGGGACCACCCUGAGCGCCUCGUCACUCACAGUGGGAACCCCGACUGUAACCAGCUCCCACCCCGCACACAACGUCUUCAGUCUACCCGUCCCCUCCCUGCUGGGGAGCGUGGCCAACAGGCUCUCGUCGCCUCUGACGGUGACGGGGCCAUUGACAGGGAACUUGCAGGAGCUCUCGGCUCGAUACCUGAGCUCUUCCGCUUUCGAGCCCUAUUCCAGGAACAGCAAAAGGGAAGGGAUGGACAAGAAACUCAUGGACUGA